This is a messenger RNA of Dicentrarchus labrax (European seabass), 1235 nucleotides long. RefSeq names its product stonustoxin subunit beta-like. NCBI's taxonomy places the organism in Eukaryota, Metazoa, Chordata, Actinopteri, Moronidae. The coding region runs from base 92 to 802 and encodes 236 amino acids. The record is from RefSeq and is a predicted model, not a curated record. The transcript has 5 exons. Gene Ontology annotation, molecular function: protein binding.
UAAGCUGUCACACAGUAGAGCCAGCAGAGACUCAUCACACUCAGAGAGACCAGUGACAUCAGGCUGAGACAGGCUUACUGCUGGUAUCAAGAUGCCCACCACCACAAGAAUCAUUUCUGACACCCGGAAUUCAGAUAAAGCAAAAAAAGCCAAAAAUGGAAACACAGAGAAGAUCCCGGCCUACGAACCAAAUAUCCCUGAGCCAAAAUGCAGAGCUGAUCUCAUCAAACACUGGUUUAACCUGUCCAUGGAUGACAAAACCGCUAAUAAGAUGCUGUGGAUCACAGAGGGUGGUGCGAAGGUGGCCCGUAUGACCGAUGAUGCCACUUGUCCCGUCUUGGAUAGACCAGAGAGAUAUGAGUAUGCUCCACAGGUUCUUUGCAAAGAAGGCAUCCUCGGCUUCCGAGGCUACUGGGAGGUAGAGUUCUCAGGAUGGGUCGUGGUGGGGGUCGCCUACGAACGAGCAGGAAGGAGGAACAGCGACGGGUCCUGCGGCCUGGGAGAGAACGAGGAGUCCUGGGGUCUUGGGUGGAGUGGUUCCAGCUAUAAUGCCUGGCACAAAAGCCAGAGUAUAGAGAUCACAGGGAUUCCUAAGUGCUCCAGAAUUGGUGUAUACCUUGACCAGCCUGCUGGUAUCCUUAAUUUCUAUGCUGUGGAGGAGGUGAUGGAGGGAGAAGAGAGCACUGGAGGGAAGGAGGUUCAACUUUUGCAGCAGAUUAAUGGCUCCUUUGAGGAGAAAAUUAUACCGGGUUUCUGGAUAGGGCCACAGUCACACUGUUUGAUCAUAAAGAAUGAGGAAUAAAGGACUGAAUCAACAUUAUAUUAUCAUGUGAAACUAUUUAAUCUUUUUGUAAUGAAGCUACCGUUAUGGCAGCCUUAAACAAAAAAUGACUGGACACCAACACAGUCACAUAUGACUUCCAUUUGAACAUUUACUAAUGACUUAAGCAUGCAUUAAUCCUAUGCACAUUAUAUAUUCCUUAUAUACAGUAUAUGUGAGGCAGAUAUAUAGUACAUAGGUUAGUACACUUCAUUAAAGGGAACAAAGAGCAGUUCAGUUGGGAUUCACCUACCACCGAACCACUCAAGGUCUAUACUGAUAUAUUUAUAUGUAUUUUUAUUCCUCCGUUGUUAUUGUUUGCUAAGAAUGUAUAGGGUCACCUACUUUGGUAUGAAUGUAUACAGAAUUUGAAUAUGCAAAAGUUUAAAUAAAUAAUAAAAUGCUGAGCAAAACA